AUGGGGGAGACAUCAAGAAACGUGGAUAUGGAAGAGCUAAUAACAUACAGCAACAACCUAGUGCAAAUCUUGAAAAGUGAUAAAGACAUUAGUGCCGUCAAGCAAUUUCUGCAGAAGUCCCAAGCCCUUCAAUCCCAAACUGACAAAGAUUUCUGCCAAGUACAAAAAUCCAUUCAAGAGUACGAGAAGAAAAUUGACGCAUGCAAGCAGAAAGCUGCUGCUGCCAAAUUAAAAGCUGCUUCUGAUGAAGAAUUGGAUUUGCUGCAGAAAGAGUUGGAAGAGGAAGAAAAGGAAGAACAUAUACUAAAUGAUGAGUUUAGAUGA
Molecule: messenger RNA, 324 nt
Organism: Fraxinus pennsylvanica
Lineage: Eukaryota; Viridiplantae; Streptophyta; Magnoliopsida; Lamiales; Oleaceae
Source: the annotation of a GenBank genome assembly